Messenger RNA from Lachnellula hyalina, 1704 nucleotides. Its product is annotated as Cytochrome P450 monooxygenase. The transcript has 2 exons. The coding region runs from base 1 to 1704 and encodes 567 amino acids. Lineage: Eukaryota; Fungi; Ascomycota; Leotiomycetes; Helotiales; Lachnaceae. Gene Ontology annotation, molecular function: oxidoreductase activity, acting on paired donors, with incorporation or reduction of molecular oxygen; monooxygenase activity; iron ion binding. The record is from RefSeq and is a predicted model, not a curated record.
AUGUCUACUGUUCCUAUCAAGGCCAUCGCGGCUGUGUCGGCCGUCGCAACAUACAUUCUCGUUGAAAAGCAGCCUGAAUUACUCCUAUUUUCAAGGCCGAGCUACCUAGGAACCUUCUCACAGUUGUGCACUGUUGGUUUUAUGAUCUUUGCCAUUUGGAGAGUCAUAUUAUGGCCGAAAUUCGUCUCCCCACUGAGGCACCUUCCCGGCCCCAGCGGAGGUAGCUGGUGGAAUGGGCAAUUCCCAGAUAUCUUGGCGAGGCCAACGGGAGUUCCGAUGAUUGAAUGGAUCAACUCAGUACCAAAUGAAGGUCUUAUUCGCUAUCUAGGGCUCUUGAACGCGGAACGCCUAAUUAUUGCUUCUCCAAAAGCACUCGGCGAAGUCCUCGUGGCGAAAAACUAUGAUUUUGUAAAGCCCACUCAUGUUACAGCUGGCCUUGGGCGAUUGCUUGGAGUCGGGGUUCUAUUGGCCGAAGGAGACGAGCAUAAGUUCCAAAGAAAGAAUCUGGCGCCAGCAUUCUCAUUCAGGCACACCAAAGACUUAUAUCCAGUGUUCUGGAACAAGUCCAGAGAGGUUGUACAAAAGAUGACCGAGAAAGUGAAAUCUGGCGGUGAUGCAUUACGACCAGACUCCAAAGACCCCAAAGACUUGGAGAAGAGCCCUGUGUCCGACGGAACACCCGUUCUUGAAGUAGGCGGCUGGGCAGGAAGAGUUACUCUUGACAUUAUUGGAGUUGCUGGGAUGGGCCAAGAUUUUGGUGCCAUUCAAAAUCCCAAUAAUCUUCUCAGUGUCACCUACCAGAAGAUUUUUAGACCGACAAAAUCAGCUGCAAUUUUGGCGUUGGCCGGUCUGCUUCUCCCGACCUGGUUUGUGAAGGCAUUGCCCGUGAAAAGGAACGAAGAUCUGAAUCAGGCCGCGGGGGUGAUUAGGGAUACCUGCAGGCAGCUCAUUCGCUCGAAAAAAGAGAAGCUCGAAAAGGGAGAGUUGCACGACCUCGAUAUACUGAGUGUUGCUCUAGAAAGCGGGGGAUUUACGGAUGAAAACCUGGUUGAUCAGCUUAUGACUUUCUUAGCCGCUGGCCAUGAAACCACAGCAACAGCAAUGACUUGGGCGGUUUACAUGCUCUGUUUGAACCCAGAAAUGCAAACUCGCCUUCGAGCUGAGAUCCGAGAUCAUCUUCCAAGCAUCGAAAACGACUCGACUGUAACUAGUCAACAGAUCGAUCACAUGCCAUACCUCAACGCUGUCUGCAACGAAUUACUGCGCUACUACGCUCCGGUACCUCUUACCCCCCGAAUCGCCGUACGGGAAACCACUAUCAUCGGCCAGAAAGUUCCUAAAGGUACACAAGUUAUGCUCAUCCCCUGGGCCGUCAACAAAGCCGAAAAUCUCUGGGGCCCCGAUGCUGGGAAGUUCAACCCGGACCGCUGGCUUCCGUCCGACGAGAACCCUCAGAGUGCCAACGGCGGAGCACCGAGCGCUUACUCCCUCCUUACUUUCUUGCAUGGGCCGAGAAGUUGUAUCGGGCAAAGUUUUGCCAAGGCGGAGUUCGCGUGCUUACUGGCUGCUUGGAUUGGACGUUUUGAAUUUACACUUUGGGAUGAGAAUGAAAGGGACGAGGUGAAUAUCAAGAUUAAGGGGGGCGUCACGGCUAGACCUGCCAAUGGGAUGUAUGUUAAGACCAAGGUGGUAGAUGGAUGGUAA